AGUUAAAGAAAGCUAGUAAGCGCAUGACCUGCCACAAACGGUAUAAAAUACAGAAAAAGGUACGAGAACACAAUAAAAAACUUCGAAAAGAAGCCAAGAAACAUAAACACCGGAAGCCAAAGAAAGAUCCUGGAGUUCCCAAUACUGCCCCAUUUAAAGAAGAGAUUCUUCGGGAAGCUGAACAUAGGAAGCAACAGCGUGAAGAAUUGAAACAGAAGCAAAAACUUGCUCGUCAGAAGGAACUAGAAAAGAAACGCAACCAACAAGCAAAUAAAAAGGAUCCUGGUGAUAAGAAAUCAACUACAAAGCAAAAAAUGAAAUCUAACCAGCAGGUCCAAAAAAAUUCAAAGAAAUCAUUUUGUGGGGAGUUGAAAAAGGUAAUUGAGGCUUCAGAUGUCAUACUUGAAAUCUUGGAUGCUAGAGAUCCUCUAGGCUGUAGGUGUCCACAGGUUGAACAACUUAUUGCUCAGUCUGAGGGAGGAAAAAAAAUACUUUUGGUUUUAAAUAAAAUUGAUCUGAUACCAAAAGAAAACUUAGAGAAUUGGUUAAAUUAUUUAAAUAAAGAUCUUCCAACUAUUGCUUUUAAAUCUGCAAUGCAGAUAAAAGACAGAACUGUGCAAGAGAAAAGAAAUACGAAGAAGAAUAGUGCAUAUCUAGAAGUAUCAAGAGCAAACAAAUGCUUUGGAAGUCAAUGUCUCCUGAAACUUCUCCAGGAAUAUUGUAUGACUAAAGAUAAAGUUAUACAGGUUGGGGUGAUAGGUAAGUUUGCCUUGCCCGUAUGGAGUUCUGUGAAUUAUAGUACAGACAGUACAUAUAGUAAGGACUGCUAUGGAAAUUCAUGCUUGAAAAAAUACAUAAAGUAUUGUAAUUGGUCAUAUUAUACAUUUUUAUGAUGAGGAUGCCUGCUUAUUUAUAAUACUAGAGUGAGAAAUGAGGAUAUAUGCUUUUGUCUUAGUCUCAUGGUGAAGACUUCAGAUCCAACUCUGAUCUUGCUCUAUAGGCAAUUUAAAAAGUGAAAACUUAAUUGGCCCCAGUUACUCUAACUGAUACUUUCAAAGAAUACAAUGUCCAAAAUCAGAAGGCGGAAAUGUACUGCAUUUUAUUCUUCCACUCAGACCUUAUUAUAUUUCAAACCUAAAUGUAAUAGCCAAAUGAGAGGAAGAAGAAAUUGAAAUAAGAAUCUACACCUUUU
Pseudonaja textilis is the source of this 1192-nucleotide messenger RNA. NCBI's taxonomy places the organism in Eukaryota, Metazoa, Chordata, Lepidosauria, Squamata, Elapidae. The record is from RefSeq and is a predicted model, not a curated record.